Melanaphis sacchari is the source of this 576-nucleotide messenger RNA. RefSeq names its product piggyBac transposable element-derived protein 4-like. The transcript has 2 exons. The record is from RefSeq and is a predicted model, not a curated record. Bases 1 to 576 code for a protein of 191 amino acids. Lineage: Eukaryota; Metazoa; Arthropoda; Insecta; Hemiptera; Aphididae.
AUGAGUGAAAAAAGAUUUCGUUUUCUUGUAAGAUGUUUACGGUUUGAUGAUAUGCAUGAUCGAGCGGUUCGUAAACAAUUUGACAAAUUAGCUCCUAUUAGAGAUAUUUUUAAAUUGAUGGUUGAUAAUUUUCAAAAAUAUUACUACCCUAGUGAAUAUGUGACCAUAGAUGAGCAGCUAUUAGCUUUUCGAGGAAAAUGUCCAUUUAGGCAAUAUAUUCCGAGUAAACCAGCCAAAUAUGGCAUAAAACCAUUUGCUCUAGUUGAUUCUAGAACUGUUUAUACUUUAAAUUUAGAGACCUAUCUUGGUGUACAACCCGACAGACCAUACAAAAUUAGCAAUGCUUCUCAAGAUGUAGUUUUACGAAUAGUUGAACAUAUUUUUGGAACAAAUAGAAAUAUUACGAUCUACAAUAGAAACAUUCCAAUUGAACAUCGAAGACGUGCUAAAAUUCUGUUAGGAGAAAAGGAUACGACAGCUAUAGAGACAGAAAGAUCAGAUGGAUCCAGAGGUCGAUGUUAUGAUUGUGGACGAGCACGUGAUAAAACUACCAGAAGGUGGUGUUGUAAGUGUUAG